CUACUUAUAUCAAAGUGUGACAUUACUUCACCUGAAAUGAUGAAACUCAUCCUGUGAGAAAAGAUCACAGGAUUAUGAGACAAACUAGUGCUGUGGUCACUUCUAGUGGUUGAAUUGGUUAUAAAAAGGAAGCAGCUGAACAUCAGCGUCAGUCGCUGCUUCAUCCUCUCGCUUCCAGGCGUUGAGCUGCAGAGAAACUUCACAAUGACUCCAAAUGUUCCCUGCCUGAUCUUUCUCUUGGUGGCCGACGUGACUCUGAGUGCUCCAGCUAAAAACCAGGAUCCAGUCAAUGAGACGGACAACUCUCUGGAAGUCAUCCCAAGACCAAGAAUCGAUUUUGAAUCCUACAUAUUUCAGGGGGACAUCCUCAUGCCGAAAACCACAAACAAGAAUGCAGUUCCAUGUGUCCUGACAGGCUGCCUGUGGCCCAAACAGGGACGCCACGUCACUGUGCCGUACCUCAUCUCUCCUUACUAUACUCAAGAACAACGCAACCUCAUUCUCACUGCACUCCAGAGCUUUGAGCAGACCACCUGCAUUCGCUUCGUCCCGUAUAGUGGCAAUACUCGGGACUUCAUCUACUUCGAGUCAAUCAGUGGGUGUUGGUCCAGCCUGGGACGUCAGGAUGGCGGCCAGUACAUCUCCCUGGAUAAAGAUGGCUGCUUGUCCCGCCGCACAAUUCAGCAUGAGGUUCUUCACGCUCUGGGUUUCCACCAUGAGCAGGUCCGCUCUGACAGAGACCAACAUGUUCAGAUUCUCUUUGAAAACAUUAAGGACGGAGAAUAUGACCAGUUCAAAAAAGUACAGACCAACAACUUGGGAACUCCCUACGACUUCACCUCCGUCAUGCAGUACGGAAAAUAUGCUUUCUCCAAAAAUGGGAGGCCUACCAUUGUGGCCCGGUUCAAUCCUAACUAUGACUGGGGGCGAGCCACUCGGAUGAGCGCCAACGACAUCACCCGCGUCAACAGGCUUUACCAAUGCAACUGAUAUAACAUGAAGAAAUCAGAUCAACAACAACCAAGAAUUGAUCUGCUGCAAGAAUAUAAUCAGCUCAUAAAAACUUAAACUGCAAAAACCUGGCCGCAAUUUUUAAAAAGAUCAUCUGGAGCCACCUGCUGGUCAGAGCUUGCAUUGCAUCGCCUGUUGAUGGGAGGUUCCUCAGUCAACUUCAUGCAACUUUGAUUUGAUUUUGCUUAUUGCUUUUCACUUUACAUGGAGCCUCUAUGUAA
This is a messenger RNA of Poeciliopsis prolifica (blackstripe livebearer), 1232 nucleotides long. Its product is annotated as high choriolytic enzyme 1-like. The transcript is spliced from 10 exons. Bases 205 to 990 code for a protein of 261 amino acids. The record is from RefSeq and is a predicted model, not a curated record. Gene Ontology annotation, molecular function: metalloendopeptidase activity; zinc ion binding. NCBI's taxonomy places the organism in Eukaryota, Metazoa, Chordata, Actinopteri, Cyprinodontiformes, Poeciliidae. Gene Ontology annotation, biological process: proteolysis.